AUGUUGCUGAGCAGAGCAGCUAGAAAUUUCAGAAAUGAUGGACACAUGCUAGGAUUGCAGAUGAGUAUACUGGUGAUUACGGUAGACCUGCAAUGCUGCCGCUGCAAGAAGAAGAUCAAGAAUGUCCUCGAGUGUCUCAAAGAGGAUUACUGCAUCGAGAAGAUUGAGUACGAGGACAAGGACAACAGGGUGAUCGUCCGUGGGAAAUUCGACGCGGACAAGCUCUGCAAAAAGAUCUGGUGCAAGGCCUGCAAGGCCGUCAAGGAGAUCGAGAUCGUAAAACAAUGGCCGCCACCGCCGCCAUGCCCGCCUCCGCCUGACCCGCCAAAACCAUGCACAUGCACAUGCCCGCCUCCGCCCGAGCCGCCAAAACCAUGUCCAUGUCACCCGAAGCCAUGCCCGCCGGCUCCUGAGCACAAACCAUGCAAACCUGAGCCCAAACCAUGCCCGUCUGAGCCCAAACCAUGCAAACCUGAGGCCAAACCAUGCCCGGCUGAGCACAAACCAUGCAAACCUGAGGCCAAACCAACAUACAAGUUCGUGCCAUACCCGUACCCGGUGCCGUACCCUAUGCAGUGCCAGAGCUCGCCGUGGAACUGCCCUCCGCAGCAGUGUCACUGCUGCCCUGCCGAAAAGCCACCGGCCCCGCCGCCACCGCCUCCCCCACCGCCGCCGGACCCCCCCAAGCCGGAGCCCUGUAAGUGCUCGCAGUCGCAACACCCCUCUCACGGUGGCUGUGGCUGCGGCAAGCCGCCUGCUAAUUGCUGGCCGCCGCCCACCUGGCCGCCGCAGCAACCCUGCUUCAUGCCGCCACCAUGGUUCACGGAGGAGAACCCAUCGGAUGCCUGCUCCAUCAUGUGA
Triticum turgidum subsp. durum (durum wheat) is the source of this 861-nucleotide messenger RNA. The record is from the annotation of a GenBank genome assembly. NCBI's taxonomy places the organism in Eukaryota, Viridiplantae, Streptophyta, Magnoliopsida, Poales, Poaceae.